Paramecium octaurelia is the source of this 985-nucleotide messenger RNA. The record is from the annotation of a GenBank genome assembly. Lineage: Eukaryota; Ciliophora; Oligohymenophorea; Peniculida; Parameciidae.
GAUCAUGCAAAAUAUGGAAAUAGAACUCCAAUAAUCUCCUGUCUUAAAUAAUGGAGAUGAGAAGAAGAAAAAUAAUUAUGUUCAUAUUCCAGUUUAUGAUGUGAAACCAUCUUAGAAUUACCCAAACUCAGAAUAAAAAGUUGAGUCAGAUGAAUAAAUAGUUUAAAUAGAUGAGCGGUGGUAUGCUAAGAAUGACAACUAUAAACCAUUAUCAGCGGAUCAAAGACCUGGGUUUAUAAGAAAAGUAUUUAUUCAUAUAAUAUUAAACAAGGUUUACAGUAUAAUGAUAUUGCAAUUAAUAUUGACAGUUGUAGCUUGCUGCUUCUCUUAUUUCUGUAUUCCAUACCGAGAUUUCCAAAAUGAGCAUUCAGGUUGGGUUUAUUUGGCAAUCGCAAUAGCAAUCAUCAUUGAAUUGAUUUUAUUGUGGAUACCCAAAUAUUCGUGGAGAGUACCUCACAAUUACUUGUUUCUCUUCGUUUUCACACUUGCUGAAAGUUACGUUAUCUCUCAACUUUGUAGUUACGUUUUCAACAAAUAUAGUGAAGAAGGAGGUAUACUGAAUUCUAAAUUAGGAUUUAUUGUUUUGAUGGCUGCAGCCCUUACUCUAGCUGCUGUGAUUGGACUCACUCUUUAUGCAUGCAAAACCAAAAAAGAUUUCACUACUAAAGGUAUUUAUAAUACAAGAUUAUCCAAGGGGCAUUCUUAUUUAUGGCAAGUACAUCUCUAUUUCUUUUUGCAAUACUGUCAGGAGUGUAUUAUGAUCAAGCAAUGAGUUUACUCUAUUCAUUGAUUUCCAGCUUACUCUUUGGAGUCUAUUUAAUAUAUGAUACUUAAUUAAUAAUUGGAGGAAGUGUAAUCAAUAAAUUUAAUGUAGACUCACAAAUUAUCAAUUGAUGACUACAUUAUUGGUGCCAUGUUCAUAUACAUUGAUAUUGUAUACCUAUUUGCUCACAUAGUUUUAAUUAUUGUAGCAUGUUUCAGAUGA